CCUCCUCCCCCUAACAUCACAAGUCCCAGGCUCCCAGCAGCCCCCACCCCACUUAACUGCAACAAAUACCAAAACAUAACUAAACAAAAACCACCCCCACAUUGGCUUCCCUUUCGUUUCUUUUCCCAAUGCUUGCAUAAACAGGCUUUCUGCAACCACUAAAAAGCCUUUCUUUUUCCUCUAAAAAUCCAAUCUUUACCAAAAUGAGAACGAAACUCGGGUUCAAGAUUGCAGCUUUUUUGUUUCUUGGGUUCUCUUCACUCCUCUUUUCUGCGGACUCCCAACCGACCUCCAAUGACGCUGAGGUGAUGUUGGCUCUCAAGAAGAGCCUCAACCCACCUGAAACUCUUGGUUGGUCUGACCCAGAUCCUUGCAAAUGGCCUCAUGUGGGUUGCUCAGAUGACAAACGGGUUAUCCGGAUCCAGAUAGGAAACCGGAACUUGAAAGGUACACUUCCUCAAAGUCUCUCAAAUCUCACUGAACUUGAAAGGCUAGAACUGCAUUGGAACAACAUUUCUGGACCUUUGCCAAGCUUAAGAGGGCUGAGUUCACUCCAGUUUCUAAUGCUUUCCAACAAUCAGUUUACUUCAAUUCCUGCAGAUUUUUUUGCUGGGAUGACUUCAUUGAUAUCUUGUGAGGUUGAUAGGAACCCUUUUUCUGCUUGGGAAAUUCCUGAAAGUAUUAAAAAUUCUUCAGCAUUGCAGAAUUUCUCAGCAAAUAGUGCAAAUAUAACAGGGAAAAUUCCGGGGUUUUUAGGUCCUGAUGCUUUUCCUAGCUUGUCACUGUUGCAUUUGGCUCUUAAUGACUUGAGUGGUGAACUCCCCUCGAGUUUCUCAGGUUGGCAGCUUGAGUCUCUGUGGCUAAAUGGGCAGAAUCUUACAGGAACAAUUGAUGUGAUUCAGAAUGUGACAUUUUUGAAGGAGGUUUGGUUGCAUUCCAAUGGAUUUUCAGGUCCAUUGCCUGAAUUUUUGGGUUUGAAGGGUUUGGAGACCUUGAGUAUUAGGGAUAAUGCCUUUACCGGUCCUGUUCCAGCAAGUUUGGUGAAUCUUGAGUCUUUAAAAGUUGUCAAUUUGACUAAUAAUUUAUUGCAAGGGCCAAUGCCAAAGUUCAAUGAUUCGGUUUCUGUGGACAUGACUAAGAAUACUAAUAGCUUCUGUUUGCCAACUCCUGCUGAUUGUGAUCCUAGAGUGAAUACAUUGCUUUCAGUUGCGAAGUCAAUGGAUUAUCCAAGGAAGUUCGCGGAGAAUUGGAAAGGGAAUGACCCAUGUGCAGACUGGUUCGGGGUUACUUGCAACAAUGGGAACAUUACCAUUGUCAAUUUUGAGAAUAUGGGCCUAAGUGGUACUAUUUCUCCUGCGUUUUCUUCUCUGAAGUCAUUGCAAAGAUUGGUUCUUGCUAACAACAAUCUCACCGGUACCAUCCCGGAGGAGCUGACUACUUUGUCUGCACUUAGUGAACUAGAUGUAUCAAACAAUAAUCUUCAUGGUAAAGUUCCUGCAUUUAGGAGUAACUUGGAUGUCAAAACAAAAGGGAAUCCUGAUAUUGGGAAUGAUAAGAGUAAUGCCACUUCUCCUGGCACGUCUAGCCCGGGCACAUCUGGUUCACCAAGUUCGGGAAGUGAUGGUAGUUUGCUUCAUCACAAGAAAUCCAGGAACUGGAUCGGAAUUGUGGUGUUUUCUGUAAUUGGAGGUAUCUUUGUCCUUUGUUUGAUCGGAAUAGCAGCUUUUUGUUUGUACAGAAGCAAACAACAGCGGUUCAACAGAGUUCAAAGCCCAAAUGCCAUGGUAAUUCAUCAUCAUCAUUCAGGAUCUGAUAAUGAAAGUGUGAAGAUCACAGUUGCAGGAUCAAGUGUAAGUGUUGGAGCAAUCAGCGACGUUCAUACUGUUCAUACUAGUGAAACUAGCGACAUUCAAAUGGUUGAGGCAGGAAACAUGCAGAUUUCCAUUCAAAUACUGAAGAAUGUGACGAAUAAUUUUAGCGAAGAGAAUAUAUUGGGCCAAGGAGGCUUUGGGACUGUUUACAAAGGUGCACUGCAUGAUGGAACAGAGAUUGCUGUCAAGAGAAUGGAGUCUGGUGUGCUUGCUGGGAAAGGGUUGGAUGAGUUUAAGUCUGAGAUUGCUGUUUUGACUAAGGUUCGUCAUCGACAUCUUGUUGCUCUUAUUGGAUACUGUCUUGAUGGAAAUGAGAAACUCCUUGUUUAUGAAUACAUGCCUCAAGGUACAUUAAGUAGGCAUCUUUUCAACUGGGCAGAUGAAGGAUUGAAACCACUAGGAUGGACUAAGAGGUUAAUUAUCGCUCUGGAUGUUGCUCGAGGAGUUGAGUACCUACAUGGUCUAGCCCAUCAAAGCUUCAUACACAGGGACCUAAAGCCUUCCAAUAUUCUACUUGGAGAUGAUAUGAGGGCCAAAGUUGGUGAUUUUGGACUUGUGCGUCUGGCUCCAGAAGGAAAGGGCUCUAUUGAAACAAGAAUUGCUGGAACAUUUGGAUAUCUGGCACCCGAAUAUGCAGUGACUGGGAGAGUGACCACUAAAGUCGAUGUCUUCAGUUUCGGUGUGAUCUUAAUGGAACUGAUCACAGGAAGAAAGGCUCUUGAUGAAAGCCAACCUGAGGAAAGUGUGCACCUUGUUACAUGGUUCCGAAGAGCACAGCUUAACAAGGACAUGUUUCGAAAAGCAAUUGACCCAUCCAUUGACCUUGAUGAGGAAACACUAGCCAGCAUCAGCACUGUUGCAGAGCUUGCAGGCCACUGCUGUGCAAGGGAACCAUAUCAAAGGCCUGAAAUGGGGCAUGCUGUCAAUGUAUUAUCUUCUCUAGUAGAGCUUUGGAGACCAGCUGCUCAGAAUACAGAGGACAUAUAUGGCAUUGACCUUGAAAUGUCUCUGCCACAAGCCGUAAAGAAGUGGCAAGCAGAAGGCAGAAGCCAUAUGGACUCGUCUUCUUCUUCCUACCAUCCAAGCUUGGACAACACUCAGACUAGCAUACCUACCCGACCAUAUGGAUUUGCCGAAUCAUUUACAUCUGCUGAUGGUAGGUGAUUGAUCACAAUUUCCAACAAUAGUACCCAGUGGUGAUUGAUUUCUCCUGUUCAUUCCAUUUUCCUCUUCCUCACUGUAAGUUUAUGUAACCCUCAGCUUGUUGAUCCAUUUUUUACUAUUUUUGGAAGUCACAACAACCUCUUCAGUUGAUGUAGUCUGGACAUCUUAGAUUGUUGUUGGAGUUUUGGCAAUGUGAUUGAAAAG
This is a messenger RNA of Coffea eugenioides, 3239 nucleotides long. RefSeq names its product receptor protein kinase TMK1. The record is from RefSeq and is a predicted model, not a curated record. NCBI's taxonomy places the organism in Eukaryota, Viridiplantae, Streptophyta, Magnoliopsida, Gentianales, Rubiaceae. Gene Ontology annotation, biological process: protein phosphorylation. The transcript is spliced from 2 exons. Gene Ontology annotation, molecular function: ATP binding; protein kinase activity; protein binding. The coding region runs from base 204 to 3035 and encodes 943 amino acids.